AUGCUACGGCGACCAUUAACCCAAUUGGAAUUGUGCGAGGAUGACUUAAAAUGGAUGUGCGAAGAAUUGGAAAAGAAAAUGGCGAAAACCGCGAAAGGUGCCGCUAUUCUUGAAGCAAGUCCGUCGACUUCAACCAAGAAGAAGCCUAUCGAGACCGUCGUUAUUCAGAUGGAGAAAAUGGAGACUGAAAACGCCAUGGUUGAGAGCAACACAAGCAGUAAUGAUGAUGAUGACGACGAGGAAGAAGUUGAUGAGUUUGCUAAUGUUGAGCCGAUGAACACCGACGAGCCUGAUCCGAACGUUCCGAAUCCGCCGUUUCAAAUUCAGGACAUCCUGGCGACGCCGGAUGGCAAUGAAUCGCCGUAUCAUUCAGCGGCGCCGAAUAUUCGAGUGACUCGCGCCGCUGCCCGACAAGUCCGUUAUGGGACGGUGGAGAUUGAGCAGCCGGAUUUCGGAACGAUGAUGGAUUCGUCGUCGCCGUCGGAUAUUGGCAUGCGGCGGCUGGAGCUCACACCGGGAGCGACGUCUUCUGUUUCGUUUGCACCAAUUCCGAAUUCGGAAAGUGAUCCGAUUGUGGUGAACACGAGAAAUCCUUACGAAACCCCACAACAGCGGCCAAUCGGAGCACCACCGGAAAGCGCGGAGCGUCGAAAUAAUUAG
Molecule: messenger RNA, 660 nt
Organism: Caenorhabditis bovis
Lineage: Eukaryota; Metazoa; Nematoda; Chromadorea; Rhabditida; Rhabditidae
Source: the annotation of a GenBank genome assembly